Botrytis sinoallii is the source of this 384-nucleotide messenger RNA. RefSeq lists its product as uncharacterized. The coding region runs from base 1 to 384 and encodes 127 amino acids. The record is from RefSeq and is a predicted model, not a curated record. The transcript has 2 exons. NCBI's taxonomy places the organism in Eukaryota, Fungi, Ascomycota, Leotiomycetes, Helotiales, Sclerotiniaceae.
AUGCAUCAACGUCUUCAAGAGAUCGAAUGGGUCAAGGAAACUGUCGCAGCUCCGAAGGAUCUUCAACAGAAAUAUCGCAAGCUGGGCUACUCCAAGCCAAGCGGCGAUGAACGAGAGACACAGUGGUAUUGGAUUCUUCGAGGUGUACAAGGAGGAGAUGCGCUAUUGCCAAUCUUGAAUGGUGAUCUGAAGCAUUUGGUGGAAGUGGAAGUUGAUUUCAACAAUCCUUUUGCGGAAUAUUCGUACUUCCUCGAUUUCCAGAAGAGGACGUUGGAGACGUGGUGUUGCGAAAAGAUGGUUCAUACAGUGAGCUUUCAGGCGUUGGCAGAUUCGGAGCAGGAUUGUAUGGAGGUGCUACAGAAGAAAUUGAUGGAGGAGGAGUAA